Molecule: messenger RNA, 969 nt
Organism: Dromaius novaehollandiae (emu)
Lineage: Eukaryota; Metazoa; Chordata; Aves; Casuariiformes; Dromaiidae
Gene: VSTM2L
Product: V-set and transmembrane domain containing 2 like
Exons: 4
Coding region: 55-696 (213 amino acids)
Cellular component (GO): membrane
Source: RefSeq, a predicted model, not a curated record
CGGCGGCGCCGCCGCCGCCGCCCCCGGGACAGACGCGCCCGCGCCCGCGGCAAGAUGGGCGCCCUCGCCUUGGCUCUGGGGAUUUUCCACUACCUGGGGCUCUACCUGCAGCUCGGCACCGCCUCCCGGCACCCGCCGUGGGACGCCCCGGCGGCGGGCAGCGCGCUGUUCACGGAGACCCCGCACGACAUGACGGCGCAGGCGGGCGAGGACGUGGAGAUGGCCUGCUCCUUCCGAGGCAGCGGCUCCCCCUCCUACUCGCUUGAGAUACAGUGGUGGUACGUCCGCAACCACGAGGACUGGACGGACAAACAGACGUGGGCUUCCAACCAGCUAAAAGCAUCGCAGCAGGAGGAGGCUGGGAAGGACGCGACAAAAAUAAGCGUGGUGAAGGUGGUCGGCAGCAACAUCUCGCACAAGCUGCGGCUGUCGCGGGUGAAGCCCACGGACGAGGGGACGUACGAGUGCCGCGUGAUCGACUCCAGCGACGGCGAGGCGCGGCACCACAAGGUGAAGGCCUACCUGCGGGUGGAGGCGGCGGGGGCCGCCGGGCACCCCCAGGACACCCGGCCGCGGGGCGCCCCGCUCCCCGACCCCCCCCGGCCGGGCUCGGCCCGCGCGCCCCCCCACCGCCACCAGCACAAGGCCGGCAGGGAGCUGCGGAAGCGCUCGGCGGACGCGUCCUGCGCGCUGUAGCCGGGGGGAGGCCGGGCCCCGCCGCCCCCGCCGCCCCCGCCGCCCCGGACUCUGCGCCGCGCCGACGCGGACGCCUCGGGCCCCCCCGCGGCACCGCCGGGACUCGGGCGCCGGAGCGGGACCGUUUCCGCGGCGGGAGGGAGGGAGCGAGACCCCGCCGGGGCCGCUCAGCCCCCCCCCGGCCGGGCGCCCCGCUGCUUGGCCCCCCGCUAGCUUCCUUCCCCCCCCCCGCCCCGCCGCAAGCCCGGCCCGGCCCCCCCGACCCCCGCGCUU